This is a messenger RNA of Plasmodium coatneyi, 1185 nucleotides long. RefSeq lists its product as uncharacterized. The transcript has 2 exons. The record is from RefSeq and is a predicted model, not a curated record. Gene Ontology annotation, cellular component: cytoplasm. Bases 1 to 1185 code for a protein of 394 amino acids. NCBI's taxonomy places the organism in Eukaryota, Apicomplexa, Aconoidasida, Haemosporida, Plasmodiidae.
AUGAAAAAACUAAUAAACAUACUUUUACCCUAUUACACGCACAAUAAUGUCCUAACUCCAAAUUUGUCUUUAAAAAAGAAGGUGGCCUUUUUUUUCUUCUAUUUGGAUCGCUACGUUUAUUCUCCCCUGUUGCACACACUGCUGAGGGGGAAAAAUGUGAUAGAGAAAAACAGAUUAAAAGAAAACAACACGAAGGACGUAGCAGAUAAGUUCGGUUUGGCAUGCCAAAGCAGCCAUGAUGUUGGCAAUCGAACUGACAACAAUGGAGAGCAUAAAAAUGACGACGAGAUGGGGGAGAGGAGCGCCAUAUGGCCAGAAGGAAUUUCCUACGUGACACCCCUAGAAAUAAUAAAAAAAGAACAAUUGAAGGAUAAGAAGUUCAACGUUAUAUACAUUGGACAUAUGAGUAUAUUAAUUCAAAGUGCCAAUUUUAAUAUUUUAGUAGACCCAGUAUUGUCUACCCGAAUUGGUCCCAUCAACCUAGUGGGUGUAAAAAGAACAGUAAAGGCAGGAAUAAGCUUCGAACAUCUACCAAGCAUUGACUUCAUCCUGCUAAGCAACAAUCGAUUUGAUACCAUGGACAAAAGUACACUAAAAAAAAUUGUACUCAGAGAUAACAGCAUAGUUAUUGGUGGUAUGAACAUACGAAGGUAUUUAUUUAAGAGGAAUUUCCCCGUGGUAUAUCCCCUAAAUUGGUUUAACAAAAUAGAAUUUGAGAAUUUGUCUUUUUACUAUUUGCCCACCUUGACAAAUAGCCAUCGGUAUGUUUUCGACAAAAAUGUCUACCUUCCAGGAUCCUUCCUAAUCCAUGAUAGUAAAACGAAGGCCACCAUUUUUUAUAGUGGCCACUCUGCGUAUUCGAACCAUUUUUUGCAAAUCAAAAGUUAUGUUAAUACUAUUUUAAAAAAGGAAACCAUCGAUUUGUCCAUUUUGCCCAUUGGGAUUUACAAGCCCAGGGGGUUAUAUUCCCACUUUCACAUGUCCCCGGAGCAGGCCAUACAGAGUCACCUCGAUUUGAAGAGCAAAGCGUCUCUGGGCGUGGGUAUGGACGUCUUCUGCCUAGGCGGGGAAAACUACAACGAAGCUACCACGGAGCUGUCCAGUCGGUUGGCUCAGUACGAACAUGAGCGGAAGGAAAAAAUUAACUUUGUUACAUUGCAGCCGGGACAUAGCAUCAUCUUGUGA